AUGGCUGCGUACGGUCUAUCUGCAACGGAUCAUGUCUUUGGCACCAUUAGCCCAAAGAAAAGGAGCUCCAUCCGAUUCCUCCCUCGUUGUCGUCGAAAAUGGGCUAUUCUUAUCUUCACAAUCUUCUUGUAUAUUCUUCUUCAGCAUCUUCCUUCUGCUCCGCAGUUCGGAAACGAUGCGAGAGUGAAUCGACCGCCGCCAAAGUAUGAUGUGGAGACGACCCCUCGGUUUCUCUACCAUUCACCGUUCCGCCAGAGUCCAAACCACACAUUUGAGUCUGAGGUAUCAAACGCGCUGCUGCUGAUUGAGAAAGCGACUCUGUCGUUGAAAGGGGAAAGUAUUGUCGCGAAGCAGAGAAUCUGGCAGGCUGGCCUCGGAUUGAAAGAACGAAGCGAAGACUCAAGAGUAUUUGAGCAUGAGAACAGUGAUUGGGAAUUUCAGGUGGUGACAGAUGACUGGGCUGUUGCAUUCAUAAGAAGGACCCUCACUGUUGUUCCAUGUCUCUGGAAACUUUACACAUCGUAUCCGUAUAAUGUACUCCGUGUAGACUUGCUCCGUUACCUCCUGCUAUGGUAUUAUGGGGGCUACUAUGCUGAUAUGGACGUCUUCCCCGCUCGGUCCAUCAAUUCAUGUCCAGCUCUACAGCAGCAUUUCUCUGAAGAAGCUGGUAAUGUUUCUCUUAUCCUGGGUAUCGAGAUCGAUGAGCCUUAUGCUUCACCCCGCUUGAUGCGAGAAUGGCAUUGGAGCCGUAGCUACGGAUUUAUUCAAUAUACCAUGCGCGCCCCUCGUCGGUUCAGUCCGCUGCUAAGCGAAGCGAUUGUCCGUGUGCUAGCACAUACCAAGCAGCACCUUGAACAAAGCAGCAUGUUUCACGGUCCCAGAUACGACGAAACAACGAUUCUUGAGAUCACAGGUCCAGGUGUUUUCACUGAUGCAAUCCUUGACCAUCUCUCAGCUACCUUGCCACCAACUGUGUUGCCAGUUAGCGUCUGGGGGAACGGGCAAAGACAUAGUGGUGCUGAGGGCUUUGACAGCACUCAAGCAUGUAUCAACAAUCGGUUUGGGAAGAGUUGGAAGAAGGGCUGGUGGGAAUACCUCUUUGGUUAA
This is a messenger RNA of Aspergillus clavatus NRRL 1, 1107 nucleotides long. RefSeq lists its product as uncharacterized. Bases 1 to 1107 code for a protein of 368 amino acids. Lineage: Eukaryota; Fungi; Ascomycota; Eurotiomycetes; Eurotiales; Aspergillaceae. Gene Ontology annotation, biological process: protein N-linked glycosylation. The record is from RefSeq and is a predicted model, not a curated record. Gene Ontology annotation, molecular function: alpha-1,6-mannosyltransferase activity. Gene Ontology annotation, cellular component: mannan polymerase complex. The transcript has 2 exons.